AUGGAAUGUGACCAACACAAAGGAAAAUUGACCAGCAACACUGUGACCACAGCAAGUACCCGUCGACCGCUUCGCCUUCCGUUACGCUUUACUAUCCUCACCAAGAACCGAGGCAUGAGCGUCCUGAUGAAUCUUCUGCGCCGCGUUUGGGGCUUUUUCCAGAGGAGGCAGGAAUCCAGCGAAGACCAGGCUCAGCAGCUAGGAGGAUCCUCCAAGCUGAAGAGUAUUCAGGGAACCAUAACAUCUUUCUACAAUGACUAUGGCUGGAUCAAUGAAUCCAUCUUCUUCAAUUCUGCCGUGGUGAUGGAUGAUGUGCCUUUGACAGUUGGACAAAAAGUUACUGCACUUGUGGAGGAAGAUGAAGCAUCUCAUACAUUGAAAGCAAUCAAUGUGAAAGCUGGAUCCCAUUCUUUUGAUUUCAAUGAUUCACCAGACCUUGAAACCAGAGUCAUUACUAGGUGUGUCACUGCUGUGACACAGGAUGCAGUUUAUAUUAGCAGAGAAACUGGCUUUUCUCUACGCCUUGUCACCAAAGGGUUUAUGCCUUAUACAGGUGACUUGAUACAUGUUGAGUAUUCCAUCCAUCCACGCACUUCAAAUGUCAGUGUACAUGCCGUGAGCGCUGUCAACAGUAAGAACAUGAAUGAGGUAUGCAUUACCAGCAUGGAUGGAAGAAUUGGUGUGGUGGAAGACAGCGUCUUUUUCACCCUGGAUUCCCUCAUCCUCCCUUCUGGAUACGUUCCUCAGGAGCAUGACAUGGUUAAUGUGGUCGCCGUGGAGAGCAUUCAGUUCCACUACUGUUGGAGGGCUAUUUCUUUGACGCCAGUAGAAAUGUUCAUUUAA
Messenger RNA from Jaculus jaculus (lesser Egyptian jerboa), 843 nucleotides. Its product is annotated as cancer/testis antigen 55-like. Lineage: Eukaryota; Metazoa; Chordata; Mammalia; Rodentia; Dipodidae. The record is from RefSeq and is a predicted model, not a curated record. The transcript has 6 exons. Bases 1 to 843 code for a protein of 280 amino acids.